Thermothielavioides terrestris NRRL 8126 is the source of this 821-nucleotide messenger RNA. RefSeq lists its product as uncharacterized. The coding region runs from base 272 to 733 and encodes 153 amino acids. NCBI's taxonomy places the organism in Eukaryota, Fungi, Ascomycota, Sordariomycetes, Sordariales, Chaetomiaceae. The record is from RefSeq and is a predicted model, not a curated record. The transcript has a single exon.
GCGCGUGCCAGCCCGGCAGCCGCCGGCGGGGAAGCCAUACACUACUACUCUACGGAUACACAGGACCUACAUACCUUACCUAGUACGGAAGGAAGUUUGUCGUCCAUUGCCCCAUGGCCAGGCCCACAGAUCUGCACCUCCCACACUCCGCCUGCUCCCGUCUGUUCGAUACAACCUUGAAGCUUCCAAUCCUGUUUGAGCCCAGAACCAAGGCUUCCUCUUUCCAGGAAACGACGGUGCGACUGGGGAACUAAGCGGGCGCUAAGAUGCAAUGCCCAUCACGCGCACCCUCGGCAUAUCUGAUAUCGAGAAGUCGGAAAACCACCGCGGAUGCAACGGUGCGACCACAAGCGCUUCCUGUGUGCUCUACGCAGCAGCAGAGAAGGCCCCCAAUGAAGUCGGCUGUGCAUGGGAAUCAGUAAAUCUUACGGCGAAGACGGAUGCAUCGCCAACGCUAACUCGUGCUCAUCAAGCCCGUCGGCCAGGGUACACGCUACCGCUGAUGACAGCGAGUCCUUAUUCGGCCGAUGCAGGCUCACACGGCAUGUGUAGAGCGCUGCGCACGCUCGUCUCCCGAUGCAGCUGUUCUGCAAGCCUCCGUCUCACGUCUGAAAGCAUCAAGCCAAGACCGGAAAGCGGGCCUCUCGCACUGCUCAGCUCAAUACACAGGGGGCGCAUCGCGACGUCGCACGGGCAUCUUCACAGUCGAGCAGGCGACAUAACGAACGAGUAAGCGGGAACCUCGCAUGCCGCGCCUCGAUUUUGCAUGGUUCGCUUGAGCAGCCAACGCUCGCCGUUCGCCAAUUUUGUUUUCUUCCUGG